Saccostrea cuccullata (small rock oyster) is the source of this 543-nucleotide messenger RNA. RefSeq lists its product as uncharacterized. Lineage: Eukaryota; Metazoa; Mollusca; Bivalvia; Ostreida; Ostreidae. The record is from RefSeq and is a predicted model, not a curated record. The annotation marks the transcript as partial. The transcript has 4 exons.
AUGAGUUUGUUUUCCCGCUCAUCGGAAAGUAGUAGUAGUAGUAGUAGAAGUAGUAGAAGUAGUAGUAGAAGUAGCAGUAGUAGUGGUAGUAGUAGUAGUAGUAGUAGUAGUAGCAGUAGCAGUAGUAGUAGUAAUAGUAAUAGUAGUAGUAGUAAAAGUAGUAGCAGUAGUAGUGGUAGUAGUGGUAGUAGACGUAGUAGUGGUAGUAGCAGUUGUAGUAGUAGUAGUAGUAAUAGCAGUAGUAGUAGUAGAAGAAGAAGUAGUAAUAGUAGUUGUAGUAGUAGUAUAUGUUGUUGUAGUAGUAGUAGUUGUAGUGGUGGAAGUAGUACAGAAGUAGCAGUAGUAGUAGUAGUAGUAGAAGUAGCAGUAGUAGUAGUAGUAGCAGCAGGAGCAGUUGUAGUAGUAGUAAUCAUAGUAGUAGUAGUAGUAGUAGUAGAAGUAGUAGUAGUAGAAGAAGUUGUACCAUGUGCUUUGAGCAUGCUCUUGAAAUUCAUGCUGCUUUACGAAAAAAGGAAUGUCCAACAAGACUCCUCGGAGAGAAAA